AAGAGGGACAGAGAAAGCCAAGCGUGCCAGCUGGGGAGUUGUAGCCCCUCCUGUAGCACUUCUGCAAGCACUGCCGAAGGUUUCCGGACGAGAGAGAGCCAGUGGUUCAGGAGAUGUGCUUAAGAGACUUCGGCACAAGCUUAAGUUGCUUGUAGCGUUUGGGGGCUGUUGUGAAGCCUUCACAUCUUCUCCACUCGCUGUGCAUCUCGUGCCAGGUGCUGACAAGUCAAGACCACCUUCAUCAAGCCCUUCCAGUAUUAUUCGUCGGACUUCCUCACUGGAUACGCUUGCUGCUCCAUACCUUGCUGGACAGUGGCCUCGUGAUAAUCACGGACAAGCUGCUCCAUGUAUGAGAGACAAAGCCACACAGACAGAAAGUGCCUGGGCUGAAGAAUAUUUAGACAAGAAGAGAAGUUCACACAAACGUUCAGCAUCAUGGGGCAGUAAUGAUCAACUCAAGGAGAUUGCAAAAUUACGUCAGCAAUUGCAGAGAAGCAAACACAGCAGUAGGCAUCAUCGGGAUAAAGAAAGACAGUCUCCUUUUCAUGGUAACCAUGCAGCCAUUAACCACAAUCAGGCUCCCAUCCCAAAGAGUGCUCUUGUUCCUGUGAUACCUAUUACCAAAUCAACAGGAUCACGAUUCCGAAACAGUGUAGAAGGACUGAAUCAGGAGAUUGAGAUAAUAAUUAAGGAGACGGGAGACAAAGAGGAGCAGCUUGUUCCUCAAGAUAUUCCAGAUGGGCACCGUGCACCACCUCCGUUGGUUCAGCGUAGUAGUAGUACUCGCAGCAUUGAUACCCAAACACCUGGUGGAGCAGACAGGGGUAGUAACAACAGCAGCCGUUCCCAGUCAGUAUCUCCAACCUCAUUUCUUACCAUCUCUAACGAAGGCAGUGAAGAAAGUCCGUGUUCUACAGAUGAUCUUGCAGAUUCCAGAGAUAAAGAGAAUGGGAAUAAUUCUCCCUUGCCAAAAUACGCUACCUCACCAAAACCCAACAACAGCUACAUGUUCAAGCGUGAACCUCCAGAGGGCUGUGAAAAGGUGAAAGUCUUUGAGGAAAGCUUGCCAAAGCCAUUGCAUGAAAUUCCAGCCUUCUACUGCCCUGACAAGAACAAAGUGAAUUUCAUUCCUAAAAGUGGCUCUGCUUUCUGUCUUGUCAGCAUCCUCAAGCCACUUCUUCCCACGCAGGAUCUCACACUUAAGGGCACUACACACAGCCUAACUGUCUCCUCUGGCAUGACGCCCAGUUUGUUACAGCCCAUUGCUAUGGCCUCCUUGUCUACAAACACAGAUCAAGACAGAAUCUCUCGUGGAACAAGUACAGUAAUACCGCAGACCUCUAUACUCCAGCAAUCAGGACAUAUUGAGGAAGCUGAAGGAUAGAUUUAGAUUGUCUUGACAUUUUUCUGGGCAACUACUGGGAAAAAAUUUGAACCAGUUGACUGGACCUUUCUGGUCACACUAUUUGCAUUGUUCUAACAAUUUAUGGCACUGUCAUAAUUGAACUGUUCGUAUAAUUGACAGUUUGGCAGCACAUUGAGAAGUUCAGGAGGAUGCAGCAGCUGAUACUCUGUUGCGCUUUCUGCUUAUGAAGACUCUGGUUCUGUUUCUCUCCUGAU
This is a messenger RNA of Leptosomus discolor (cuckoo roller), 1620 nucleotides long. NCBI's taxonomy places the organism in Eukaryota, Metazoa, Chordata, Aves, Leptosomiformes, Leptosomidae. The record is from RefSeq and is a predicted model, not a curated record.